Messenger RNA from Paramuricea clavata, 594 nucleotides. Lineage: Eukaryota; Metazoa; Cnidaria; Anthozoa; Malacalcyonacea; Plexauridae. The record is from the annotation of a GenBank genome assembly.
AUGAAUGACGAUGACGACGUGGAAGAGUUCAGCAAAAAGUAUGUGGUGGAAAAAAGGCUGGUUACACAGUACCUGGAACAUCUUCGCGAACUAGAAAGAAGGAAAAAAAAGAGGGAAGAUAGCAGAAAGCGCGCAAAUCUGGAAGAAAAGAGAAAAACCUUUGAAGAUUACAACUGGAAAGCUAUUUACAGGGUAGGAAAAAUAAAGAAACUGAAAGUUGUUGUAUUGGACAUGUAUAUAUCAAUGAGAAAUUUGAAGCAGUCGAAAGGCCGGGGCGUUAAAGCAAGAAAAAGUCGAUAUCGUAUCACUUGACAUAGCAAAGUCGCUAGUCCCUGAUAACCGUCAACUAUCUGAUGAUGACAGAGAUAGUAUUAACGACCAGGAUUCUGCUGACGACGAUGUUGCGUGCAGGAGAUUGGAAGUGAUGAGGAUGAUAUUGAUUCCGACGACGAUGAAGGACAAAUUUAUGAAGGUGAUGCGGGAGAAGAGGAGGAGGAGGAAGAAAACAUUUCCGACCUUUUGCAGACCAUAAGGUCUGGUAGAGUUUGCCGGACAUGGAAGGGACGAGCCAGUGCUAUAGACCAAUUUACAUAA